AUGCGCGAGGCCUUAGGACGGUGGGUCCGUGGCGUUUGGGGAGCUCGGAGCUCGACAGCCGCUCCCUCCCGCUCGGCCCUCCGGGGCACGGGAGGCCCGGAGGACCCUGCCCGGCGCUCGGGCGUUUCCUGCCGGGAGGGCCGAGUCGUUCGGGGCCUUCCCGGCGGGAUCGGCGCUGGAGCAGGGCAGCUGGGCGGAUCUGGAAUGGCCAGAGGGCCAAAGUUAAGAAAAACCCAAGGAGGGAAGCAAGAGAAAAAAGUUAUCCAUCCUUACAGCAGAAAAGCAGCACAGCUUGCAAGGGAAGCACACAAACAGGAAAAGAAAGAAAAGUUGAAGACUGACAAAGCUUUGCGUUUGAGUAUCAUUGGAGAAAAAUUGGAAUGGUUUCAAAGUCACCUUGACCCCAGUAAGAUUGAGUACACCAAGAAGGAAGCUGGUGAACUAAUUGAAAAUUACAUGUGUCGAUUCAAUGCUGAAUUGGAGCAGAUUGAAUUACAAAACAGUAUUAAAGGCAGACAAGGAAGACAACAUAGCUCACGGGAAACUGUCAUCAAGCAGACCAUAGAACGUGAAAGACAACUGUAUGAAGGCUAUGGAAUAGAAAUCCCAGACAUUAUGAACAGAAAGCAUCUUAAAUUUUUCAGAGAAUGGGAUGGUGAUCUGAGGAAACUGCCAAACAUCAAAAUGAAAAAGCUCUCAGCUAGGGAUGCUGCUUGCAGUCACCCUGAGGUGGCAGAUGUAGAAGCUAAAGAAGAACUGAAUAAAGCAGAAGAGGUGGCCUAAUGAGCAACAGCUGAUUCAAGAGCUGAAACAGCUGAAGGGCAUUGUAAGAAACCUAUUUUAAUUAUCAGUGGAAAUAAAAAUAAAUUUGAACUAUAUUU
Messenger RNA from Chaetura pelagica (chimney swift), 881 nucleotides. It is a transcript of the gene TMA16, whose product is annotated as translation machinery associated 16 homolog (S. cerevisiae). The coding region runs from base 1 to 783 and encodes 260 amino acids. The record is from RefSeq and is a predicted model, not a curated record. NCBI's taxonomy places the organism in Eukaryota, Metazoa, Chordata, Aves, Apodiformes, Apodidae. Gene Ontology annotation, cellular component: nucleus. The transcript has 8 exons.